Molecule: messenger RNA, 540 nt
Organism: Sparassis crispa
Lineage: Eukaryota; Fungi; Basidiomycota; Agaricomycetes; Polyporales; Sparassidaceae
Exons: 1
Coding region: 1-540 (179 amino acids)
Source: RefSeq, a predicted model, not a curated record
AUGUGUUUCGUCGAAUACGCGAUAUACAAUUUCACGGACUGCACCCACGUAUUAAAGGCGGUAUGGUCGAAACGCCGCUGCCCCAUCCUACUCGCCCAGGAUUCCACUUUCAAUGACCCAGAUCUGGCGUGUCCAACAUUCGCGACGUAUCUUCCGGCGAACAAUGUCCCCGGUGGAUGUCCCUCCUGUUGCACUUGGGCCACGCAAGAGGACAUGAAUGUCGGAAUAGCGGUUCGGAUGCAGGCCUCUUGGAGCGUGUUCCCAGGGCGGCCCGGGCUAUUUCCUGCAUACCAAGACGCGGACUGGGUGGGCGUUGUGUUCAAGGCGGCGGGUACGACUUUGAACCUCCAGGAGCGUGUGAGAGGUUGGCUCAAAGACCAAGCAAGGAAUACAUCGUCUUGCAUGGACGCGGAUGGCGGUACUACGUCGGAGAUGACUGACUGGGUUGUCCUUGACCGAGACUUUCAAGACGACAGUUCUUUCGUGGUGGUGGGAGCAUGUGGAGAAGAUACGGAUGGAGCAGAAGAUAAGAGUCGUUGA